This is a messenger RNA of Colletotrichum acutatum, 1689 nucleotides long. RefSeq lists its product as uncharacterized. NCBI's taxonomy places the organism in Eukaryota, Fungi, Ascomycota, Sordariomycetes, Glomerellales, Glomerellaceae. The coding region runs from base 1 to 1689 and encodes 562 amino acids. The record is from RefSeq and is a predicted model, not a curated record. The transcript is spliced from 10 exons.
AUGGGCCGGAGUAAUCCGUCUCUGGCCAAGCUAUCGCACGUGAUAGGCUUCAAGUAUGCUUUGAGCGGAAGCAAACGUCGCACUAUCGGAAGUGAUGAGGUCGGAGCUACAUUACUUCUGACCUUGGGAAUAGAAGCUCUUGGAGGGCGUGAAGCUGUUUCUUCCAUCCAAAGCCUGACAUACGUCGGCGAAACCAUUCUCAGGGGAAGAACAUUGAUGAUGGGAAUCUCCGUUGCUGGUGUGGACAAUGCGGCCGUAACAGCAGGCCGACAAAACAUGUCCUUUGCCUUUGACGAAAAACACGUCAAGCAGCGCAUUGACAAGGUCGCGUCACUAGGGCCCGGAUGGACCUUCGGAAGGGCAAACCUCGCGCCGAUGGACUUUUCCAUCGUUGCCGAGGGUGGUGAAAAUGGCUACGCGGCUGUGACCAGGGGCAGCUACAACUUGUAUAAUCCCUCUGGUGAACCCGAGGGCUACCUUGACGGCCUACUUGCGUCCUACCUGAUUAGCGAAGCGUACAAAUGGCAUCCACUACUUCUUCCCACGAUCCUUGCCAACAACAAUUUUACAUCUCGGCAAGGAGAGACAGGAGCAGGAAUAACGCUAGCAGGAGUUCAUGACGAUACGCUCGAGCUGACAGUCCUGUUCGAUCCUGCCACAAAUCUCCCUUACAUCAUUAGAUCCUAUGAAGAUCACCCCUUUUUUGGCGAAUCCACACAUGACCUCCUCGUUCAUGACUAUGCUGAAGUCAACGGGGUCCAAAUACCUCGACGGUUCAAAACCAUCUACAACGGAAAGCAUCUCGUUGGAGACUAUCGCGCUGACCAGACCAUCAUCAACGGUAGUCUAUCGAGCGACUUCUUCGCAGUGCCGGGCAACGGGACUGUCCCAGACUCUAGCGUUCCAAUUCGUAACGCCCAGUACAGCUUCUCAGAGAUUGGAGAAACGUCUGCUAACUUUCUCUGGCCGGGUGCCUAUACCGGAACAAAGGAGUCCAUAGCAGGUUCGAUUUCUCAGCCUCUCCAAGACCUACCUGGGUUCUGGACUAUCAGCCCCGGCGGUGAUCUAGGAAUGCGACAAGGUUUUGUUGAGCUUGAAGAUGGCUCUGUCAUUGUAUUGGAUGCUCCGCCGCAUCAGAGCAAGCUCGUCAUUGAGUGGGUUCAGGCAAAUCUUGGAAAGAACAUAACACAUGUCUGGCCUACUCACCAUCAUCACGAUCAUGCCUUCGGUGUAGUAGACUAUGUCGCGCAAGGGGCGAAGCUCAUUGUGCCUGAGCAUGCCGCAGGAUACUACACUACGGUCCCUAGAGAGCAGGUGGUCUCUUAUCCACGUGGCGGUUCCUAUGUGCUCAAAGACAGCAGGCUGCAGCUUGCUCUCGUUGACAUGGAAGCCACUAUCCACGCCGAGGACCAUGGCUACGCCCUUAUUAUCCCUUCUUGCCCAGUUGAGACAAGCUCGUCGGCAGUUUUUGAUGCGGACCAUGGAAACUUGGCGUUUAUUGAAACGUUUGAUCACGCAGCCGUGCAGGAGCUUCUCAACUCUCUCACUCGAGACAAAGUCCCAGGCCAUGCGCACUUCUUUCCCUCGCAUGGCCCUGCAGGUAAUAUCACAGAUCUGAUCAGCGUUUCCGGGUUCAUGUAUCCUUCAUUCUCUCCCAUGGAGUUUGUCCACAGCCAGACGACUUGCUGA